AGGCGGCUGAAGCGCGUCGCCGCCAAGCGGGCAACCUCGACCAGAUUGAACACGAGGUAGCAGAUGAUGACAAGCAGCUGAGCGAGAAUAUGACAGUGCCACUUGACUUUAGGCCUGUCUUGAAACCAGAGUGGGAUGAAUGUGCCAACGAUACCUUCUCCGUGAGGUUACAAGUCAUUGAGCGUUUUGUCCGGGCUGGCUCGAAGGUUCUGAUGCGCGUGCGAGCGCAGCAAAGAUCCAAGAUGUUGUGGGAGGCAAUUGGUGAAGCUGGGGUUUCUGACAGGAAGAGCUGUCAGGCUUGGGUUGAGGCUGAGAACAAGGCUGCUGCAUCUGGAACUUUGGUGAAAGCAGAGAAGACACAGAAAUCAGAAGCCAAAGGAACAGACGAGGACACUGACAGCAAUCUUUUGAUAGUCCAUAUCCCCAAUGAUUUCGUUCUCCCGCUCCAAACGCCGACAAGAGUGUUAGGCUUCUCCGCUGAAGAGCGGCAGCCUGUGGAGGUGCUUCAGCUGGACAACUUUGAAGAGUUUUUGCCUCUUGAACCACCAGUCCGUCUUGACUACAAGGUACUGGAUUACCCACUCCAUGAAGUACCGCCACCCUCAGCGUACAUGAAGCCAAACAAUGAAAGAAACCGCUUGACAGCUGCGCUUGAGGAGCACCUCGUUUGCGGUGAGUGUGGGGACGUGCUGGAUGGGGCUGAAUUGCCUGUGGACAUGCCAGAGUCGUGCCUCCUCCCUCCAGUGCAUGAUGCCCUGUCAUUGUUGAUUCCUUCUACGGACUGCAGGACAUAUGUGGCCUUUCCAGAGUCAGCCGAAUGCGAUCCGGAGUACCAAUUGGCACAGAAGCCCGACUUGCUUGAUCAACUUCGAGCUGUUCCCCUUCUUCCACCUGACAUUAUGUCCUUGGAAACUCCGUGGUUGGAGUCUUGGAGGGCACCACGUCAAGUUCAAGAUCCUUUUCAGCACAGCGACCCUUUCGAGGCAAACUUUGCUGAGGCUGGUGGUGCUUUGGGACCUUUGCUCGGCUCGGAUCUUGGUGGCCAGCGCUUGUCUUUUAUGCCAGCUGGUGGCUUGGAGAGGGACCUGCCGAGCGACACUGACGAUGAUGAGCAACCGGAGUUCAACAUACCAGCUCCAGGCGCGGACGUGCAAGACAAUGCAAUGUCAAGCCUUGAGGGGCAAGUCAAUUCGGAGAUGUGGUGCAAGCAAGGCGCUGCAGAGGAGCGAUUGCAGCAACUUUGUUCCCUGAACUGCUGCGUGCAAGGCCGACUGAAUACAUUGAACUCUGAGAUGACAGGCCACAAGCUUUACCUUGGCUGAUCAUGCUCUCGUCAUUCAGUUCCUG
Durusdinium trenchii is the source of this 1347-nucleotide messenger RNA. The record is from the annotation of a GenBank genome assembly. Lineage: Eukaryota; Dinophyceae; Suessiales; Symbiodiniaceae.